UUGUGUUUAAGAUAAGAAAUAUGCAUCAAGGAGUAGAUAUUUAUUCACUUGACCUUUCACCGUUUGUGCACACGAUCUCCUGCAUGCAGUGGAAUUCAAAUGGAAUUUUUAGAAAUAAAGGCAAGGCAAAAAAGGCCAUUAUAUUUUCAAUCGAGUUUUAUUGAGAGCUGCAACGUGAGUUGAUAACUGACAUCCACAACAGAAAUAAACAUUUUUAUGAGUGUUGUUUUUUUUGUUUUUUGUUUCUGCAGACAUAUUAGUGUCAUGUAGACCUUCUGCUAGUGAUCUUCAUAUCAGUCAUUUCAACGCAGCUGGUUCAGUCUGAAGAUGAAGUCCUUGUUUGGUUUACCGCUGCUCCUGAUAAUCUGCCUGUUUAAAGACAUUGAUGGAGUGGAGGGCGGGUUCGAGUUCAAGAUUUCGCUAAACUCCACAGAUGUGCGUGGUCCUCUUGAUCACUUUUGGCGGAGCACAGGCUUUUGUCCGCCUAAGCCUCACAACGAUUCGGCAAAGUUUGAUCUAGGCCCAGACAUGCAGCAAAACCUGGCGUAUAUCGGGGCUGUGCCAUGGGGAGGGAUCCGGCAGGUCAGAGUUCACUGGUUGUUUGACUUGGUCACAGUAAAUAGGAUAACAGGACAGGGCCCAGAUUUUAACUUCUCUAACCUGGAUAAGCUGAUAGCACUGAUGCACCAGAAUGGCCUGUACCUGGGGUUCGAACUCAUGGGCAAUCCGUCAGGGAUCUUCCUGGACAUGGAGAACAAAACACAAGUAUACUGGUGGAGGGAUCUAGUCGCUGCCACAGCCCGGAGAUAUGUGGAUCAAUAUGGCUCUAGCUAUGUCAGAGGGUGGAACUUUGAGACCUGGAAUGAGCCGGACUGCCAUGAUUUUGAUCAGAACAAAAUGACAGUGCAAGGGUUCUUAAACUAUUAUGAUGCCUGCUCUGAGGGCCUGGACAUGGUAGAUAAUUCCUUGACUUUUGGGGGACCUGGGGACGGCUGUGGUCUGUAUCUUGAUGGUAAUAGCACCCAGUAUGGAGAUGCUCUCUUCAAUCAUGUGAUACGUGGAACCAACUAUUUCACUGGGGAAAAGGGAGUGCGCAUGGAUUUCAUCUCUAUGCACGAAAAGGGAGAUUCAAAAGGUAUAAAUGUUUUAAAGAAGGAAACUGUGGCCGUAAAUCUGCUGAAAGCCCGCCAUCCUGAGUUGGAGAAAAAACCUUUCUACAAUGAUGAGGCAGAUCCACUAGUUGGCUGGAGCAAGCCGGAGCUGUGGAGAGCCAACGCUGUGUACGCUUCCCUCGUUGUAAAAAUCAUUUCACAGCACCAGAAUAUUCUCAAGGCAAGACCUGACCCUGUCAUCCAAAACUACCAACUUCUUAGCAACGACAAUGGCUUUCUCAGUUACUACCCGAAUCAGUUCACCCAACGGACAUUACUAGCCAGGUUCCAGAUGAACAACACGGCUUCAAAUUAUGUAACAUUUGUACGCAAACCUGUCUACAUUGUCAUGGGAAUGUUGGCCUUGCUGAGAGAGACACAAGUACAUGUGGAUACUUCUCAGAGCAAUACAAGUGACUUUGGUGUUCUGGCCACUCUGCAUGAGCACAUCAUGAAGAAUUCUUCUGACAGCUGGCAGAUGACCCUCAUUGUGUUCGGUGCCUCUGACCCUGGCGAGCCGACGGACUACGCCAUGUUGAAUUUGAACUGGUACAUUUCUCCCCCCGAGGGAACAACCAGUCUGAAGCUGAUGACCCAGCUGUGUUACAAUGGUGCCGCCAACCCCUAUGAUGUGUGGGCGGGACUCUACAAUAAAACUGCCUUUCCAACAUUGAAGCAGUUUGCUUACAUAAGAACACAGGAGGAUCCGUAUCCUGAGUUGAUGGACGUCCCGGUGAAGCCAGGAAUUGUUCCCAUUCCUCCCAGAUUUCAGAUUCUGGACCCUCACAUUGUAGUCUUACAUCUGUGUGCCAAAUCUGACCUUCCACCUGAGAAAGUGAUGGGUGUUCGAUUCUUGAAUGUUACUGAAGGUCAAAUGAUGGUGAUCUGGUCCGAUGACAAUAUUCAUACAAAAUGUCUACUGACAUAUGAAGUGGAAGUUUCAACCUCAGGACCAUCAGGUCCUUACCGCAGAGUCAACAAAAACAACUCAGUUGUAACGCUUUUCCUUUUUGAAACUGAUUCAGAAGAGAAGGUCAGAGGUCACUACCGUGUUCGAGCAGUGGACUAUUGGCACCGCGGGGGAGACUUCUCCAGUCCUUUGUUGUACUCUUAACUCCGGAUUGUUUUAAAAGUGUUACAUGACUGACAUGUAUAUUUAUGCUGUUUUCACAGAAGUCUUUUGUAACUGUAAAACCUGUUUGCUGAAUGUGAUGUGGCCAAUAGUCAAAUACUGAAUAAAAAAACACCUGCCUAAAUUCUAAUCAUUAUGUUGAUGCUCUCACAAGCUAUGUUGUCUGCCACAUGAAUAAGGAAUUGGUUAGGGGGUGCAAUAGCUGUUAAUAAAAGUAAGCAGCUCACUGAAAGAUCUCUUCUUCCAGAUAUAUUGCUUCAACUGCAUCAAAGGCAGAUGUUCUUAUUUUUUGUUGUUGGAUGUAGUAUUUUCAUUCCAGCCAACUUCCUUAGAGUACUUUGCAGGGUUGUUGUCGUUGCAUUUAUGUGAGGUCUACUAACGUUACUAUUCUGUGGUUCCUUCAUCAUGACAUUUCCUUUUACUGAUUUACCCCUAUGCAUGUAUUUUAUACAAAAGAUUUGCUGAUUCAUGUGGGCCUAUGUGGUCUCAAUUUAAAUAAAUGAUAAUGAAUGUUUUCAUACUAUGGUUUGCCAAAGGGCUUUCAAGAAUGAAAAGGUACAGUCAAACCUGCUCUAACAUCCACCUAUCCCAGACAAUCACCUGUUCAAAUGACCUCUACCCACUUCCCUCCUUGCAUUUAUUUUUUACAUUAUGAUAGUGUCCAAGACUUCCACCUGUCUGAGACAAACACUUUUCUCCUGGACAAUGAGUGGUCAUCUUGGACAAUUUCUACUAUCUGUCCCCUUCGGUUAUACAAUUGUGCUGCUGUGUUUUUUUUCAUAAUUCCACAACAUUUGCAUAAUUUGAGAUUCCCCGAGUUUUUUCACUUUUUUUUGUUGCAUUUUUCACAAAACAGUUAUAUUUUUACUGUCAAAAGCAAAAGAUUUUUUUCUACGAAAACAGAACUCUUUAAUUUUGCAAAGCGCUCAAAGUCCAUAUUAUCCAUUUUCGGUAACUGGCCAAGGCUUGUUGAUAUUAACCCAUUGGGGGAUCGGGUCGGGACGGGUCGGUUUGCUAGCCAGAUUGGGGGCACAAAGCGGCUUUCGUGGCACAAGCUGAUCGAGCCCAACUUGUCGCCUCAAAACCAAACGCGUUUGUUUUCAGGCGACGAGUGGGACGAUCGCUCCGGACCCUACCCGAUCCGCAAUGUACACCUUAACGAAAUGGAGAUGGAUAAUUUUUUUUUAAAAAUAAUAAGACAGCGACCAAGACAUCCGCAAGUGAAUGUCAAUGACAAUUUAUUUGCCCACUACUGAGGCACAGAAGUAGCUGUACCUAACCCCUAGCCCCUAGCCCCUAACCCCUAACCCCGACCCAAUUUGUAUGGGGGAAGGGAUGGGGAGUUGGGUUAGGAUAUAAGGGGAGGGAUGGGGGAUACGGGGGGAGGGGUGUGGGUAGGGGAUGAAUGGAGAUGUGUAUUGGGUUGAGUAUGAGGGUUAAGUGGAGGGAUGUCGGUUAUGGGGGGAUUUAGGGUUGGAUAAGGUAUAAGGGAGGGGUUAAGUAGGGUAUGGGUGAGGGGUGUAAGGGGAAGGAUGUGGGGUUGACCUGAGUAUGGGGGAGGGAUGGGAGGGACGGUGAGAGGGAUUUUGGGUUGGGUAUAGGGUAUAAGGUAUGUAUAUGGGGGUGGAGAGGUUGGUUAGUGUACAGGGGUAAGUAAUUGGGGUGGGGGAGGGGGGGUUGGAGCAAUAUCUGAAGGGUUUAUUUGUUCGGGGGGUAAAAAUUAUAUUGCCAUCCUCCCCAUUUCCCUGCCCUUCCUCAGACACAAAAGAACGUCAAGCCACAUAGAAUCUGAUGCUUUUUAAUAAAUAUAUAUAUACGUAACAUAGGAAUUUGCUUCUACUUAUAGUCCAACCAGAGAGCCCGAGACAGUCUCGGGCCGGGCAGAGAACGGGUUAAAAGUUUUUUUUAUAAUCUUUAAUGGUUGCCUAUUUUUAUUGAUUAUUCUGGUAUUCCCCAAUUUAGCACCUGUUCUACCACUAUUCUAAUAAAGGUGAUGGAACUACCAACUUCCCCCUGGGUGCCGAGAUUCUUUAAAAUCUUUUGUCAAAAUCAGUGUUCAUGCACAUUCCCAGUAGAGAUGGACACCAACAGUAUAGUGUUAGUGAACUGGCGCAAGGUCUUUGAAGAGUUACAGUGUUACUAUUGCGCCUUAGUAGUAGCUCGCUGAGUUUAUUUUACUACAAGUGUACAUGUACAAGGAGAAAUGUUGGAUGCAGUCUAAGCAUGACCGGCAAUGUGUUUUCUACUCAUUUUUGCCCUGGGCAAACAUUGCGAAUAAACAUUUGAUAUAUGCUUCUGGUAUAAGUUGUCAUUCUACUCUUCUUGCAGAUUAAAUGAAAUUUGUAAGGGUUCUGGGAUAAGCUGGUCAGAUUUGUCAUCUAAGGAAAGCUUUCUUUCCCUCUCUCUCCUGAGUCUUGAAGUUGAAUCAUUUUUACCCAAGGAACUACAUGUAUUGUAUGUAACGCAAAGAAACGACUGGACAGUCACUAUGGUAGUGGUAGGGAGCUGUUCAAAUAUAUUCUAACACCUGGAAGGGGGGGGGUCUUUGGCUCCUGUAAGAAAAGUGUAAGAGAGGGGGGGUGUCUUGAACCAACGUAAUAUUACACUUUUGUAAGGUGAAAAAAUAAGGAAGAAAAGGGUGGCCUUGGUCAAGAAAGGCUGCAUGGUUUGCAGAGGCCACUAGGAAUGUGGAAAAUAUUUUCCAAGUAUUGCAGCAUUGAAGUUUGAAGAGGCACAGGGCAUUACACAGGAAGAAAUGAAGGUGGAGGAAGAGAUAUUUAGUAGGUCCUGAGCUAGUAAUGUACACACCUCCAAUUACUUUGUUCACUCAUUAUCUCUUGUUUUGGUGACAACUUCAGAAUUAUACUCACUGAAAUUGAGCUAACAUCUUGUUACCAGGUACUUUGUAAUUUUGUAGCUGUCGUCUUCAAUUUUCAAUGGCGAGUUGUACAAUGGAUAAAGUCAACCUUGCUGAAAAUAAACUUUUUUUUUUUGGUCCUGAAUUCCACUGGCUGUAAUUUUUUUAAAUUUGUUAUUAAAACGCUUUUGAAAUUGA
Messenger RNA from Aplysia californica (California sea hare), 5338 nucleotides. Its product is annotated as alpha-L-iduronidase. Gene Ontology annotation, molecular function: L-iduronidase activity. The record is from RefSeq and is a predicted model, not a curated record. The transcript is spliced from 17 exons. The coding region runs from base 328 to 2265 and encodes 645 amino acids. Lineage: Eukaryota; Metazoa; Mollusca; Gastropoda; Aplysiida; Aplysiidae. Gene Ontology annotation, biological process: carbohydrate metabolic process.